AUGGCGCCGCCGCUACAGCAUUUCCAUCCGCGCCGCCUCCUCCCUCGCCUCCGCCUCCCCACAUCCGGCCGCCUCUUCCUCCACCUCAGACCCCUCUCCUGCUCCUCCUCGCAACAAGCCUCCGCGCAAACCCCACCUCCUCAGCCACCGCCUCUCCACAGCCCCACGCUCCGCCGCGGCAGGCGGGCCGCUCCCGACCACCCCGAGGAGGACCCGCUCCUCUCCUUCGCGCGCACCUUCGACCUCGCCGCCCUCCGCGUGCCCGCCGCCGCCUGCGCGCCGCUCGAGCGCCGCCUCCGCGGCCACCUCCUCAACUGGCCCCGCGUCCGCAACAUCGCGCGCCUCCCCAACGACGACGGCCACGCCCUCCUCCUCCCCCCCUCCGCGCCCGCCCUCCCCGCCUCCCCGCUGACCGCGGUGGCGCGCCGCGACAGGCUCGCCCGCCAGUUCAACGCCCGCGGCUUCGUGCAGUUUCCCAACCUCGCCAAGAUGUCGCGGCCGUCCGCGCGGGCUCAGAGGGACAAGAAGGGGGAAGGAAGAGGUGGCGAGAAGGAGGCCAGGCGUGAGAAGGACGCGGUGUAUGUUGUCAAGGUGCCAGGGGAGGAGGAGGACGACGACGACCAAUGGAAGGGCUUGGUCGGGGAGGAAGGGUUUGGGAGCGGUGCCUGGAGAGGGGAACCCACCAGACUGCUCCUGCUGGACGAGAACUACGCAAACAGGAGCGUUCACGAGCUCCCAGAGGCUGUCAAGGUUGUGUUAGACGAUGAAACCAAGCAGGGUGGAUCUUCCGCCUAUGAGCUUGUACAAUGUCAGCUAACUUUGUUCUAUAAUUACUGGCCAAUGAAUGAGGUUUUAGAGGCAUUACUUCCUGAAGGAAUAAUCAUCCCUGCAGGCUUUGAGACAGUAGGGCAUAUUGCCCACUUGAACUUGAGGGAUGAACACUUGCCUUACAAGGAACUUAUAGCUCAGGUGGUGCUAGACAAAAACAAGCCAAAGAUCCGAACUGUUGUCAAUAAGACUGAUGCUAUUCAAAAUGAUUACAGAACAAUGCAACUUGAAAUUUUAGCUGGUCAUGAUUCCCUUGUCACAACAGUCAUUGAGAGUGGCCUUCGUUUUAAAGUUGAUCUUGCGACAGUCUAUUGGAAUUCUAGAUUAGCAACUGAAAGGCAGAGGCUUGUCAACAGCAUCUUUACAAGUUCUGAUGUUGUCUGUGAUGUGUUCUCUGGUGUUGGUCCGAUAGCAAUUUCAGCUGCGAAAAAGGUCACAUAUGUCUAUGCAAAUGACUUGAACCCAAUUGCAGUUGAGUACCUUGAAAGAAACAUUGUUCUUAACAAACUUGAGAGGAAAAUUGAGGUAUUUAACAUGGAUGCUAGAAGGUUUGUUACUGCAAUAUACUCAAGCCAACACGUGCGUCCGAUCACACAAGUGGUAAUGAAUUUGCCCAAGGAUGCUGCAGAAUUUUUAGAUAUCUUCAGAGGGAUCUUAAGAAACCGGCAAGCAGGACAACCUUGUGUCAUGCCGAAGAUCCACGUGUAUGGAUUCUCCAAAGCCGAGGAUCCUGAGUAUGACUUUAAUGAGAGGAUAAAUCUAGCAUUGUGCGAUAAUGUGGCCAACAUUGAAAUGCACAGAGUACGGCUUGUUGCUCCUGGGAAAUGGAUGCUCUGUGCAUCUUUUACCCUUCCAGAAUCUGUUGCAUUGGCGAAACCAAAUUACAUUAUGUGUUGAGUGUUUGUACCUGCCUACUACCUAGAAAACGCCCCCUUUCUUGUAAAAUUACAUGUAAAUUCAGUGAAACUUAGCAUUUAUGUUUGCAAGUUUUCUGGAAUAAUGCCCUUAGGGUAGGAAGCACAAUUAGAGGAAUUUAUGUGACCAUUUGUGGCCAAGAAGGAAUAUUUGCUCAUUGUUUC
Lolium perenne is the source of this 1907-nucleotide messenger RNA. Its product is annotated as tRNA (guanine(37)-N(1))-methyltransferase 1. The record is from RefSeq and is a predicted model, not a curated record. Gene Ontology annotation, molecular function: tRNA (guanine(37)-N1)-methyltransferase activity. Lineage: Eukaryota; Viridiplantae; Streptophyta; Magnoliopsida; Poales; Poaceae. Gene Ontology annotation, cellular component: cytoplasm. Gene Ontology annotation, biological process: tRNA N1-guanine methylation.